GAAAUAUUUAACACACUUGAACGCGAAACUUCCGUAGAUAUGCAGAAAGCAACUUUGUCUUUUACCCAUAUCGCUUUAUGGCACCAAUUGCAGAAAGGACUCGAUUUGGUCUUAAAAGGAGCAUUGAGCCCAUUUAUAGCGGUGGCCCUAUUGGCUUCGCUUCUAAUGAAAAAAUCCUAGUCACCAGUUUAGGUGAUCGGAUUAUGGGUAGCAAUGGGGAGACUGGUGAAAAAAUUUUUUCUAUUAAUAAGGAUGAAGAUGAUUACGUUACUUCGAUGAUUAUGACAAGUGAUGGAAGCAAGUUGGUUGUUGCUUUUAGAUCGCGCUUGGUUACAAUAUAUGAAGUACCUUCAGGAAGACGCUUAAAGUCGUUUAAAGCUCAUGAAACACAAGUAAUUACUAUGACCAUUGACCCGACAAACAGCGUCUUGGCUACGGGUGGUGCUGAAGGCCUUGUAAAGGUGUGGGAUUUAGCAGGUGGAUACACGACACACGUUUUACGUGGUCAUGGCGGCAUCAUCAGUGCUCUUCGCUUUGGAAAGUAUCAAGAAAAAUGGGUGCUGGCAAGUGGUGCCGACGAUACUCGAGUACGACUUUGGGAUUUAAAUACCAGUCGGUCAAUUGCUACAUUCGAAGGUCAUAGCAGUGUGAUUCGAGGCCUUACAUUCGAUGAGUCUGGGUCGUUUUUAUUGAGUGGCUCACGAGACAAGACAGUGCAAGUUUGGGAUCUGAAAAAGCGUUCUGCUAUUCGCACUAUCCCUGUAAUGCAUGGCGUGGAAUCCCUUGGAUGGGUCAAUCAUCCUGGGAAAAAUGAGAAAGUACUAUAUACGGCUGGUGAGGGGAACAUAAUUUUAGCCUGGAAUUGGAAAACUGGAGCUCGUUUCAAUCCCGAUGUUCAGAUUAUUCCUAAUGAAAACAAUGCGAUUAUCCAGGUUAUUUCUAUGGAUGAUAAUUCACUUCUGACUGUGCAUUCCGAUUUGAGCUUGCUUGUACAGAGCUUAUCAAUUGAAGAAGGUUUUUUGGUUCAAAAGAAGCUUCAUGGAUCUUUCGAUGAAGUCAUUGACUGUGCUUGGAUUGGCGACGAUCAUUUGGCAAUUGCAUCCAAUACUGAAUAUAUUGAUAUUAUUUCCGCUGAUGGCACACAAGUUUAUGGUGUUUUAGCAGGUCAUACCGAUAUUGUUCUCGCAAUGCACGCUUCUGAAGAUGGCGUUUGGUUAGCAACUGGUGCUAAAGAUAAUACUACACGACUGUGGAAUCUAGAUGUUGAAAAUAAUAAAUUUACUUGUGUACGUGUGUUUACAGGUCAUACGGCUAGCGUGACAGCUGUGGCUUUGGGUCCCUUGGACGCACAUGGUUUCCCCUCAUAUCUUGUAUCCGCCUCUCAAGAUCGCACUUUGAAGCGUUAUGAUCUAGGUUCUUCUUUGACUAAUUCCGAAAGUCAGAAUAGAGCUAUCUGGACCAUUAAAGCGCAUGACCGCGAUAUAAAUGCUGUUCAAGUAUCUGCUGAUGGACGUAUCGUUGCUACUGUUAGUCAGGACAAAUUAAUCAAGUUAUGGGAUUCAUCUCUUGGUGAAGUUAUCGGAGUUUUGCGUGGUCAUCGUAGAGGUGUGUGGGCCUGCGUAUUCAAUCCCCAUAGCCGUCAAUUAGCUAGUGGUAGCGGUGAUCGAACAGUUCGUGUAUGGAGUAUUGAUGAGCAACAAUGUCUUCAUACAUUAGAAGGACAUACCGGUGCUGUCUUAAAGCUGGCUUAUAUAUCAAGGGGCACACAACUUAUUAGUGCUGCCGCCGACGGUCUUGUAAAGGUUUGGUCCAUAGCCUCGGGUGAAUGCGUCGCAACAUUGGAUAACCAUGAGGACAGAGUUUGGGCUGUAGCAGUUCGUGAUGAUGGUGCUCGCAUCGUAUCUGGUGGUGCCGAUGCUGUCGUAAGUGUUUGGCAAGAUGUCACAGAAGAGCAUGCUGCUGAGGAAGCUGAGGAACUCGAACGUCGUGUCGAGGCCGAACAAUCACUGGCUAAUUACGAAAAGGCUGAAGAUUGGCGGAAUGCUAUUGCGUUGGCAUUGUCAUUGGAUAGACCUCUCGGUUUACUACGCCUUUUUGAACGAGUCAUGAAUUCUCCACAUCAAAAAGGAAGUAUUACAGGUAACGCCGACGUGGAUAAGGUGGUAUCAGAUUUGAGUGAUAAUCAGUUAACAAUUUUAUUUCAACGCAUCCGUGAUUGGAAUGUUAAUAACAAAACUAGCAUGGUUGCACAGAGGCUGCUACAUCUACUUCUACACGCUUACCCCCCUAAACAUCUUUUGGAAAUUCCGGGAAUAAAAGGAAUUUUUGAUAGCAUGUUUCCAUAUACCCAGCGUCAUCUUUCAAGGAUUAAUGAUUUGUUGGAAGAAUCCUAUAUUGUUGAUUAUGUUAUGUAAAUUAAAACCGAACACUUUAAUUUGAGGUUAGUACUUUCGGUACUUAACUAUUUUUCAAAGGUCAAUUUUCAGCUAUUGAUUAUUUUCUAUGUUUCAAAAUCGGGUUAAAUAAAAUUUGGGUCUAUAUUUUUGGAAAACUUGCAACCAAUAGCAAUUGUAGCUUUUCUGGAGGGUAAGGGUAGUAGAAAUUAAAUACCUUCAAAAUUUAGGAACCCAGACAUGAGAAGGAUACGGUAAUACUUUUUCUUAGAAAUCUCGUUUGUCCAAUUCCAAGCGCUGGUUAACCGGCCGUCAAUACAACUUCCAGCGUCGUACCAAUUGUCAGCACCACGUCCAUCGAAUGCAUGUUUGAAAAAAUCCAGUAGUAAAGUCUGCUGCAGACCUCUAAUGCUUCCAUAUUCUUCUUCAAUGUAUUGUACCAAGAAGGGAUCUCUCAAAUAUUCCAGUUGUUGUAAUACCUUUACAAGAGGUGUUAAGAUGUGAGGGACUUGGCGGUAUUUGUCGAUGAACAUUAAAGCGUUAGGUACGGCACGAUCACCUAAAUGUACAACGGAGCUACCUAUCCAAGGCAAUUCCUGCUCAUGCUGUACUCCGGACAAUAUUCUAUUAACCGUCGUACGGAGCAAAGGGCACGCCUGAACGCGGUUCAAACCUUGUCCAGUAUCAGAAAUGAAAUAUCUCGUAUCUUUGUCAACAAGGGAUGCAUCGCUUUGAAGCCAUAGCAAAAACAUUUGGUCCAUCAUACAAGACCAAAAUUGCAAGCUUUGGUCAACAUAAGAAAAUUGCGUUCGGUGAUCAUGUGUUAGACGGGCACCAUUCAUAAAACCAAUUUUCAAGUUUCCACCUUUCUUUGAAUCUUGUGGUGAAAAGAAUUCAUACAAAUAAGAUCGCAUUUUUUCAACAGGAACCCGAUUAGCCAACAGAAAUGACUCAUGAUCUGCUAAUGAAACCAGACAGUCUUCCAAAAUUCUCUUUUUUCCAUCAUUCCCCUUUGCGUAUUUUUUGAGCAAAACAUCACUGCUUUUUUUUCGUUCCUCAUUUAUUUUGGACCGUAAGGAGGUACCAGCAUAGGGAUCUAUUUGUUGGAGAGCAGUGUCUAGAAGCUGCUUUUCAGAAAGAAUAUCUAGCAAACCAUUCUCUUCUAAAACACGAAAAACGGUUUUUACAGGGAUGUAAAAGUCAAAGCCCAUUUGCAUACGGACAUCAGGUAUCAUGGAAUCUUGGCACAUGUACAUCAUAGCG
Molecule: messenger RNA, 3656 nt
Organism: Schizosaccharomyces cryophilus OY26
Lineage: Eukaryota; Fungi; Ascomycota; Schizosaccharomycetes; Schizosaccharomycetales; Schizosaccharomycetaceae
Product: U3 snoRNP-associated protein Utp13
Exons: 2
Coding region: 78-2414 (778 amino acids)
Biological process (GO): endonucleolytic cleavage in 5'-ETS of tricistronic rRNA transcript (SSU-rRNA, 5.8S rRNA, LSU-rRNA); endonucleolytic cleavage to generate mature 5'-end of SSU-rRNA from (SSU-rRNA, 5.8S rRNA, LSU-rRNA)
Cellular component (GO): nucleolus; small-subunit processome; 90S preribosome
Molecular function (GO): U3 snoRNA binding; protein binding
Source: RefSeq, a predicted model, not a curated record